UUGGGAAAUGGAGAUUUUUCGACAUUUUUGGACACUGUUUGAUACAUGGUCACUGAAGUCUCCGAGAUCUAGAGGAACUCAGUAGACAGAGGCGGUGACCGCUAUAGCUUUACAAGACCUGUGAAAAGUUGAAGACAAUGGUGUUCCUUGUGGAAGUCGAUCGGAGUCCUCUGCCGGGAGAGGGAAACCCGGGCGGACCGGGAGAUCUGUGAAUCGCCCCAUUGUUGUCUUUUUUCUUGUCUAGAAUGAAGCGUUAUGAGCAUGUGUGACAGAGGCGUCCAGAUGUUGAUCACCACAGUCGGGGCUUUCGCCGCGUUCUGUCUGAUGACUAUCGCGGUGGGGACGGACUACUGGUUAUAUUCCAGGGGCGUGUGCCGGAUGAAGACGGUGAGCGAAAACGAGACGAGUCGGAAAAACGAAGAAGUGAUGACCCAUUCAGGACUAUGGAGGACCUGCUGCUUGGAAGGAACAUUCCGGGGUGUCUGUAAGAAGAUCGACCACUUCCCCGCCGAUGCCGACUACGAGCAGGAUGCAGCCGAGUACCUACUGCGAGCUGUGAGGGCGUCCAGCAUCUUCCCCAUCAUGAGCGUGGGACUGCUCUUCAUGGGGGGCCUGUGCGUGGCCGCCAGCGAGUUCUACAAGAGCCAGCACAACGUCAUCCUCAGCGCCGGGAUCUUCUUCGUGUCGGCCGGUCUCAGUAAUAUAAUCGGGAUCAUCGUGUACAUAUCCGCCAACUCCGGGGACCCCGGGCAGAGCGACUCCAAGAAGAGCUACUCGUAUGGCUGGUCCUUCUACUUCGGGGCACUGUCGUUCAUCAUGGCAGAGAUGGUGGGCGUCCUGGCCGUGCACAUGUUCAUCGAGAAGCACCGGCGCCAGCGCGCCAAGUCGCGCACCGAGCUCAUCAAGCGCUCGGCCUUCGCCCGCAUCCCCAGCUACCGGUACCGCUUCCGCCGGCGCUCGUCCUGCCGCUCCAGCGAGCCCGCCUCCUCCCGCGACGCCUCCCCGCUGGGCAAGGGCUUCACCGGCCCUGCCGGCGCAGCCGACAUCUCCAUGUACACCCUGUCCCGGGACCCUGCCAAGUCCGCCGCUGGUCCGCUGCUCAACUCCGAGAGGGAGUUCCUCCAGGGUCACAACUCGGCGCCUGCCGAUUUCAAAGACCCCAUGCACAGCAACACCGCCAACAGGAGGACCACCCCUGUGUGA
Molecule: messenger RNA, 1203 nt
Organism: Megalops cyprinoides (Indo-Pacific tarpon)
Lineage: Eukaryota; Metazoa; Chordata; Actinopteri; Elopiformes; Megalopidae
Product: voltage-dependent calcium channel gamma-3 subunit-like
Exons: 4
Coding region: 256-1203 (315 amino acids)
Biological process (GO): neurotransmitter receptor transport, postsynaptic endosome to lysosome; neurotransmitter receptor internalization; regulation of AMPA receptor activity
Cellular component (GO): AMPA glutamate receptor complex; postsynaptic density membrane
Molecular function (GO): voltage-gated calcium channel activity; channel regulator activity
Source: RefSeq, a predicted model, not a curated record